UUUUUUCACAUGGUAAUUGACCGGGGGGGGGGGGGAAGGAUAAAACUGAGUGCGGGACUUGGUCUGGCCAUUUCCGAGCGGGAUGGCGCUGUGGCUGCUGACUGGCGUGCUGGUCCUGCUAGCUGUGUGUAGACCCACAUUUCAGGGAGGGGUCUACUUGCCUACUGGGGCUGGGGUAGGAACUGAAGCAAGACCAGGAACGUUUGGGUUGGGAGCUGGAGGACUGGCCACAGGGGCCCAAGGUUUAGGUACUAGGCUGGUACCUGGUGGUUUGGGAACUGGUGGAGUAGGAACUGGUGGACUGCUGCCUGGUGGAUUAGGACCAGCUGGAGUUAGACCAGGUGGACUGAUUCCUGGUGGAGUUGCAGCUGGUGGUCUAGGUGGCCUGGGAUUUGGGACAGGGGUUGGUGGUAAACCUGGCAAGACAGGUGUAGGUACUGGACUGGUACCUGGUGGAGUAGGACCUGGAGGUCUAUUUCCUGGUGGAGUAGGACCUGGAGGUCUAUUUCCUGCUGGAGUAGGACCUGGAGGUCUACUUCCUGGUGGAGUAGGACCAGCUGGUGUCGGAAUUGGUGGAAUAGGAACUGGUGGACUUCUGCCUGGUGGAGUAGGACCAGGUGGAUUUAGACCUGGUGGACUGAUUCCAGGUGGAGUUGGAACUGGUGGUCCAGGUGGCCUGGGACUUGGGACAGGGGUUGGUGGUAAACCUGGCAAGACAGGUGUAGGUACUGGACUGGUACCUGGUGGAGUAGGACCUGGAGGUCUAUUUCCUGCUGGAGUAGGACCUGGAGGUCUACUUCCUGGUGGAGUAGGACCUGGAGGUCUACUUCCUGGUGGAGUAGGACCUGGAGGUCUACUUCCUGGUGGAGUAGGACCAGCUGGUGUCGGAAUUGGUGGAUUAGGAACUGGUGGAUUACAGCCUGGUGGAGUAGGACCAGGUGGAGUUAGACCUGGUGGACUGAUUCCUGGUGGAGUUGGAGCUGGUGGUCUAGGUGGCCUGGGACUUGGGACAGGGGUUGGUGGUAAACCUGGCAAGACAGGUGUAGGUACUGGACUGGUACCUGGUGGAGUAGGACCUGGAGGUCUAUUUCCUGCUGGAGUAGGACCUGGAGGUCUACUUCCUGGUGGAGUAGGACCAGCUGGUGUCGGAAUUGGUGGACUAGGAACUGGUGGAUUACAGCCUGGUGGAGUAGGACCAGGUGGAGUUAGACCUGGUGGACUGAUUCCAGGUGGAGUUGGAACUGGUGGUCUAGGUGGCCUGGGACUUGGGACAGGGGUUGGUGGUAAACCUGGCAAGAUAGGUGUAGGUACUGGACUGGUACCUGGUGGAGUAGCACCUGGAGGUCUAUUUCCUGCUGGAGUAGGACCUGGAGGUCUACUUCCUGGUGGAGUAGGACCUGGUGGUGUCGGAAUUGGUGGACUAGGAACUGGUGGAUUACAGCCUGGUGGAGUAGGACCAGGUGGAGUUAGACCUGGUGGACUGAUUCCAGGUGGAGUUGGAACUGGUGGUCUAGGUGGCCUGGGACUUGGGACAGGGGUUGGUGGUAAACCUGGCAAGAUAGGUGUAGGUACUGGACUGGUACCUGGUGGAGUAGGACCUGGAGGUCUAUUUCCUGCUGGAGUAGGACCUGGAGGUCUAUUUCCUGCUGGAGUAGGACCUGGAGGUCUAUUUCCUGCUGGAGUAGGUCCUGGAGGUCUAUUUCCUGGUGGAGUAGGACCUGGUGGUCUACUUCCUGGUGGAGUAGGACCUGGUGGUGUCGGAAUUGGUGGACUAGGAACUGGUGGAUUACAGCCUGGUGGAGUAGGACCAGGUGGAGUUAGACCUGGUGGACUGAUUCCAGGUGGAGUUGGAACUGGUGGUCUAGGUGGCCUGGGACUUGGGACAGGGGUUGGUGGUAAAUUUGGCAAGACAGGUGUAGGUACUGGACUGGUACCUGGUGGAGUAAGACCUGGAGGUCUAUUUCCUGGUGGAGUAGGACCUGGAGGUCUACUUCCUGGUGGAAUAGGACCAGCUGGUGUCGGAAUUGGUGGACUAGGAACUGGUGGACUUCUGCCUGGUGGAGUAGGACCAGGUGGAGUUAGACCUGGUGGACUGAUCCCAGGUGGAGUUGGAGCUGGCGGUCUAGGUGGCCUGGGACUUGGGACAGGGGUUGGUCGUAAACCUGGGAAGACAGGUGUAGGUACUGGACUGGUACCUGGUGGAGUAGGACCUGGAGGUCUAUUUCCUGGUGGAGUAGGACAUGGAGGUCUACUUCCUGGUGGAGUAGGACCAGCUGGUGUCGGAAUUGGUGGACUUCUGCCUGGUGGAGUAGGACCAGGUGGAGUUAGACCUGGUGGAGUGAUUCCAGGUGGAGUUGGAGCUGGUGGUCCAGUUGGCCUGGGACUUGGGACAGGGGUUGGUGGUAAACCUGGCAAGAUAGGUGUAGGUACUGGACUGGUACCUGGUGGAGUAGGACCUGGAGGUCUAUUUCCUGCUGGAGUAGGACCUGGAGGUCUACUUCCUGGUGGAGUAGGACCAGCUGGUGUCGGAAUUGGUGGACUAGGAACUGGUGGACUUCUGCCUGGUGGAGUAGGACCAGGUGGAGUUAGACCUGGUGGAGUCAUUCCUGGUGGAGUUGGAGCUGGUGGUCUAGGUGGCCUGGGACUUGGGACAGGGGUUGGUGGUAAACCUGGCAAGACAGGUGUAGGUACUGGGCUGGUACCUGGUGGAGUAGGACCUGGAGGUCUACUUCCUGGUGGAGUAGGACCAGCUGGUGUCGGAAUUGGUGGACUAGGAACUGGUGGACUUCUGCCUGGUGGAGUAGGACCAGGUGGAGUUAGACCUGGUGGAGUGAUUCCAGGUGGAGUUGGAGCUGGUGGUCCAGUUGGCCUGGGACUUGGGACAGGGGUUGGUGGUAAACCUGGCAAGAUAGGUGUAGGUACUGGACUGGUACCUGGUGGAGUAGGACCUGGAGGUCUAUUUCCUGCUGGAGUAGGACCUGGAGGUCUACUUCCUGGUGGAGUAGGACCUGGAGGUCUACUUCCUGGUGGAGUAGGACCAGCUGGUGUCGGAAUUGGUGGACUAGGAACUGGUGGAUUACAGCCUGGUGGAGUAGGACCAGGUGGAGUUAGACCUGGUGGACUGAUUCCAGGUGGAGUUGGAACUGGUGGUCUAGGUGGCCUGGGACUUGGGACAGGGGUUGGUGGUAAACCUGGCAAGACAGGUGUAGGUACUGGACUGGUACCUGGUGGAGUAGGACCUGGAGGUCUAUUUCCUGCUGGAGUAGGACCUGGAGGUCUACUUCCUGGUGGAGUAGGAUCUGGAGGUCUACUUCCUGGUGGAGUAGGACCAGCUGGUGUCGGAAUUGGUGGACUAGGAACUGGUGGACUUCUGCCUGGUGGAGUAGGACCAGGUGGAGUUAGACCUGGUGGACUGAUUCCUGGUGGAGUUGGAGCUGGUGGUCUAGGUGGCCUGGGACUUGGGACAGGGGUUGGUCGUAAACCUGGCAAGACAGGUGUAGGUACUGGACUGGUACCUGGUGGAGUAGGACCUGGAGGUCUAUUUCCUGGUGGAGUAGGACCUGGAGGUCUACUUCCUGGUGGAGUAGGACCAGCUGGUGUCGGAAUUGGUGGACUAGGAACUGGUGGACUUCUGCCUGGUGGAGUAGGACCAGGUGGAGUUAGACCUGGUGGAGUGAUUCCAGGUGGAGUUGGAGCUGGUGGUCCAGUUGGCCUGGGACUUGGGACAGGGGUUGGUGGUAAACCUGGCAAGAUAGGUGUAGGUACUGGACUGGUACCUGGUGGAGUAGGACCUGGAGGUCUAUUUCCUGCUGGAGUAGGACCUGGCGGUCUACUUCCUGGUGGAGUAGGACCAGCUGGUGUUGGAAUUGGUGGACUAGGAACUGGUGGACUUCUGCCUGGUGGAGUAGGACCAGGUGGAGUUAGACCUGGUGGAGUCAUUCCUGGUGGAGUUGGAGCUGGUGGUCUAGGUGGCCUGGGACUUGGGACAGGGGUUGGUGGUAAACCUGGCAAGACAGGUGUAGGUACUGGACUGGUACCUGGUGGAGUAGGACCUGGAGGUCUAUUUCCUGCUGGAGUAAGACCUGGAGGUCUACUUCCUGGUGGAGUAGGACCCGCUGGUGUCGGACUUGGUGGACUAGGAACUGGUGGAUUUCUGCCUGGUGGAGUAGGACCAGGAGGAGUUAGACCUGGUGGACUGAUUCCUGGUGGAGUUGGAGCUGGUGGUCUAGGUGGCCUGGGACUUGGGACAGGUGGAGCUGGAGGAACAGGACUGGGAGGGGUUGGUCCAGGAGGAGUAGCAGGGCCAGGUGCAGCUGGAGUUCCUGUUUUUCCCCAAACUGGUCUGCCAGUAGGGGGCACCAGAGGGAAGGCCUCAAAAGUACCAGGUGUGGGAAUUCCUGGACUCUAUCAGCGUGGACUUGUACCAGCGCAAGGUCUUGGCGGUUGGGGGACAGUGCCUGGUGUAGUGACAGGGGCAGAACUUCAGCCACAAGGGACGGGCCAACUUGGGCAGGGUAUAUACGGAGCUAAUGGAGGUCGUGAGGCAUUUCUGCGCCAGCCAGGAAUCUUCAGCGGCUACCCCCUGACCUCCCCCAAAAUUCAGGGUGUGGGUGCACUCAGUCUGGCUAAAGCCCAGGCCAAAGCAGCUAAAUACGGAGGCAUUGGUAGAAUUCCUGGAGGAAUUGGUGGAGUUCCCGGAGGAGUUGCUGGCCUUCCCGGAGGAGUUGGUGGCCUUCCUGGAGGAGUUGCUGGCCUACCUGGAGGAACUGGUGGCCUACCUGGAGGAGUUGCUGGCCUUCCUGCAGGAGUUGCUGGCCUACCUGGAGGAGUUGGUGGAGUUCCUGGAGGUGUUGCGGGUGUCCCUGGAGGAGUUGGUGGAUUUCCUGGAGGAACGGGUAUAGUUCCUGGAGGCGUUGCUGGUCUUCCUGGUGUAGUUGGUGGAAUUCCAGGUGUUUCUGGUGAUCCCAGAGGAAUUCCAGGAAGUCUAGGAAUACCUGGAGGUGUGGGUGCACUCAGCCUGGCUAAAGCCCAGGCCAAAGCAGCUAAAUACGGAGGCAUCGGUAGAAUUCCUGGAGGAGUUGGUGGAGUUCCCGGAGGAGUUGCUGGCCUACCUGGAGGAGUUGGUGGAGUUCCUGGAGGUGUUGCGGGUGUCCCUGGAGGAGUUGGUGGAGUUCCUGGAGGUGUUGCGGGUGUCCCUGGAGGAGUUGGUGGAGUUCCUGGAGGUGUUGCGGGUGUCCCUGGAGGAGUUGGUGGAGUUCCUGGAGGAACUGGUGUAGUUCCUGGAGGCGUUGCUGGUCUUCCUGGUGUAGUUGGUGAUCCCAGAGGAAUUCCAGGAAGUCUAGGAAUACCUGGAGGUGUGGGUGCACUCAGCCUGGCUAAAGCCCAGGCCAAAGCAGCUAAAUACGGAGGCAUCGGUAGAAUUCCUGGAGGAGUUGGUGGAGUUCCCGGAGGAGUUGCUGGCCUUCCCGGAGGAGUUGGUGGCCUUCCUGGAGGAGUUGGUGGAGUUCCCGGAGGAGUUGCUGGCCUUCCUGGAGGAGUUGCUGGCCUACCUGGAGGAGUUGGUGGAGUUCCUGGAGGUGUUGCGGGUGUCCCUGGAGGAGUUGGUGGAGUUCCUGGAGGAACUGGUGUAGUUCCUGGAGGCGUUGCUGGUCUUCCUGGUGUAGUUGGUGAUCCCAGAGGAAUUCCAGGAAGUCUAGGAAUACCUGGAGCAUAUGGAGCAAGUGCUAAAGCACGUAAAUAUGCUGCUGGCAUUGGACCGAGUGCUGGAUUUCCUGGAGGACUUCCCGGGGGGGUGCCUGCUUCUGGUUUUGGAGUUGGAGCGAUAGGAAUCCCAGGAGGUGCAGUACCCGGAUUAGGAGGGGUACCAGGAGGUGCAGUACCCGGAUUAGGAGGGGUACCAGGAGGUGCAGUACCCGGAUUAGGAGGGGUACCAGGAGGAAUCCCAGGAGGUGCAGUACCUGGAUUAGGAGGGGUACCAGGAGCUGCAGUACCUGGAUUAGGAGGGGUACCAGGAGGAAUCCCAGGAGCUGCAGUACCUGGAUUAGGAGGGGUACCAGGAGGAAUCCCAGGAGGUGCAGUACCUGGAUUAGGAGGGGUACCAGGAGGGGUACCAGGGCAUCCAGGGGCUGGUGCUGGAGGGUAUCCCGGUGGGCUCAAAGCUCUUAAAUAUGGUCCAGGCGGAGUCGCAGGAGGAUUUGGCAUUCCCGGUGCAGUUCCAGGUCUUGGAUAUGGAUUCGGACCUGGUGCCGGACUCGUCCCUGGUGCUGGAGGGGUUCCAGGGGCUGGACCCGUCCCAGGAGUCGCAGGAGUUCCAGGUUCUGUAGGGAUCCCACAGAUUGGAUUUGGAGUUGGGCCUGGAGGGUAUGGUGGAGGCGUUAAGCCCCCAAAACCUGGGUAUGGUGGAGGCGUUAAGCCCCCAAAACCUGGUGUCCCUGCUGUGGGCGAAGGGGUUCUGGGAGGAAUAGGUGUGGAUCGAACCUCUAGCACGGCAUCUGGAGGUGCCGCAACAAGGGUCCCGGGAACCACUGGAGCACCACUCGUGGACAGUGGAAAGCCAGCAAAGGGACCAACGCAGGCACCUGGAGAAACUAAAAUCUUAGGAGCGACGGCCACUGUUGUGGCUGACACAGCUCCAUCGCCCAGUGUUGGAGAUGUUGUGGCAGGUACAGAACUACUGAAACUAGACGCUGGAACGAGCAUCAGCGCUGGUGUUGCUUCUGGUUCUGGUGUUAGUCCUGGUGCUGCUGCUGGUUCUGGAAGUGGAACCGAGUCACUGCCGAGAGCCAAGCCUCUAAACUCUCCAGUCGAUGGAUCUGAGGGAACAGGCAGCUCACAAAAAGAAGCCAAAAACAAUGGCCUCCGGGGAUUACUGGGUGGAAGCAGUUAUGGAGAGGGUUCUGGAUGUCAAGGCAGAUCCUGUGGGAGAAGAAAGUGAGAGAACUUCAGCAUAUCGAGACCUCAAGACAUUUUGACACACAGAGUCUGAAGAUGUGUGGCUGCUACUUUAAAAACUGUGCAAGUGAAGCUGUUGCAGCGUAAAAGUAGGCGUGUCCCGUUUGGCAUUUAGUAUUUUGGCGUUUAACUUGUCAGCAAUUUGUACGUGUCAUUAUAUGGACGUUAUUCUGCAUUAACGUAUAAGCCGGUACCUAUGCAAUCAUGGCAUUAAACUUUCAAAUUGUGUUCUAUACAUACAUUUUUUAUUUUAUUAAAAAUGUAACACUGAAAUUAACUGAUUAAAUUAUUAUGACUACAAUGCCUCAUGAGUCAUAAAUAGGGAAUAAGCGUAUAUAGGAAGAGAUACUUACACAACUGCCAUGUUUUGUUAUUGCGUGGUUACAGUGCUUUUCUGAUUUUUGGAAACCGUAUAAAUGCAAUUCCCGAAUAGGAGUCGUGAUGUUUUUGUACACGUUCUAGUUAACAUUUAUGAUUGUAUGGUAAACGUGUGCAACAUUUGUAAUCUUGUUCUAAGUCAAUGUUUACUGUGAUAAUCAGGACUAAUGUUUUUAAAUCGCUUUUCUACCUACUUGCUCAUUAGGCUGCGUUAUUUAAAAAAUAACAUUUUUAUAAUGUUUUUAAAUAAUAUUAUUAACAUUCAAGGGUGUCCCCGGAGCGUACCCACGAGGUCUGUACUAUAAAAUGUGUCAGGCCAACAGGCUUAACCUGUUCCAGCUCUGAGCGGAUGGUGUGUUAACAUUUUAAUUGUUUUAAAACAAGUUGUAUAAGGCAAGUAAAAGUCACGCAUUGCAGACUUUCCACCGGGUAAAUACUAAUGGUGUGGUGGGAACGAUCAAUGCAUGUUUUUGUUGAAUACUUCUGAUUAUUUGUUGGAAUCGCCCAGCAUUAUAAUUGAUUAAAAAUUAACGUAAUAAAGUAUUUUUCUGCGUGAA
Molecule: messenger RNA, 7886 nt
Organism: Brienomyrus brachyistius
Lineage: Eukaryota; Metazoa; Chordata; Actinopteri; Osteoglossiformes; Mormyridae
Exons: 61
Coding region: 83-6934 (2283 amino acids)
Molecular function (GO): extracellular matrix structural constituent
Source: RefSeq, a predicted model, not a curated record